AUGAAAGCCUUCCUUCUUGCCGUUAUUUUGGUUCUUGCCUCUCUUGCUGUUGUUUCUGCUGCUCCAAGCGAGUUCUGCGAUGUCUGCAAGUAUGCCGUUCAACAAGUGGAUCAACUUGCUCUUCAAAACGAAGCUGCUAUUCAAAACGCCCUUCUUGGUGCUUGUCAACAAUUGGGAGACAAUCAAUUUGGAAAGAUCUGUAACACUAUUGUUCUCGUUUACGGAAACGAACUUAUCAAUGCUUUGGUGACCUAUGAGAAUCCAACUCGUGUCUGUACUGACCAAUUGCCAUUGUGCCCAAAGAAUAACACUGUUGCUACUCCUGCUCCAGUCGUUGUUCCAAAGGAAGAAGUUAAGGCCACUGCUGGUGAUGCUGAAUGUGAAAUUUGCAAGUUCUUGAUCCAACAAGUCGAAGCAUUCAUCGCUUCUAACCACUCUCAAGCUGAGAUCCAAAAGGAAUUGAACAAGUUGUGUUCAUCUGUUCCUUCCAUCUUUACUCAAACAUGUUUGAGCGUUGCUAGAAUGGUUCCAUACAUUCUUAAAAAGCUUGAAGAACACAAUUCACCAGGUCAAGUCUGUCAAGGCUUGCACUUGUGUACGUCAAGCGCUGUCAAGACCAUGCCAACAUUCCAAGUUGAUGCUGAAGUCAAGGGACUUAUUCCAUGUCCUGCUUGUUUGAUGGCUAUGGAGUUGGUUGAACAAGAAAUUUCUCAAUCAUCUGUUCAAUCCUUCGUUGAGGACAAGUUGAAGAAUGUCUGUGCCAAGUUGCCAUCCACUUUCUCCGGAUACUGUGCAUCCUUGGUCAACCAAUAUUUCCCAGUUUUGGUUCAAAAAUUGUUGUUGGCUGUCAGCCCAGAGAAGAUUUGUAAGCUUGUUGAUGCUUGUCCAGCAUCAUCCUCUAAGGCCGUCAAAGCUCUUAAGGCUACCAUGGUCAAGUUGAACUAA
Naegleria lovaniensis is the source of this 945-nucleotide messenger RNA. RefSeq lists its product as uncharacterized. The transcript has 4 exons. NCBI's taxonomy places the organism in Eukaryota, Heterolobosea, Eutetramitea, Acrasida, Naegleriidae. The record is from RefSeq and is a predicted model, not a curated record. Gene Ontology annotation, biological process: sphingolipid metabolic process. Bases 1 to 945 code for a protein of 314 amino acids. Gene Ontology annotation, cellular component: lysosome.